AUGUCUGGAAUUAAGCUUAUCCUGCUACUUUUUCAUAUCUGCAUGGUAUAUGGAGUGGAGGCAACCCAAUGUAAUUUAAUGACGACAUCAUGUACCCGUCGCCAAAAAGAUUGGCAUUUCAAUCAUCUAAUCGGAAGAUGUGAGAGGUCUACAUCAAGUUUCUGUGGAGGGAAAGGAAAUACAUUUUCAAAAUUCGAACAAUGUCAACAGACUUGCGAAAUGGAAGAAACUAUAACCGACGGAGACUGUCGGAUUGACUUGAACAGGGGAAAGUGCGAACAUAAAAAGAAAGGAAGGCCUAAAAAACCAGUUUCCCGGUGGUACUUCAACAGCACCGACUCCACCUGUUAUAGGUUUAUGUGGUAUCGUUGUAGUGGCAAUAGAAAUAACUUUCCUACGAAACAAGAUUGCAUGGUAUGCCAAAGAGCCAUGCCAACUACGCCAACUACGCCAGCUACGCCAACUACGACAACUACGCCAGCCACGUCAACAACGCCACCUACGUCAACUACGCCAGCUACGCCAGUUAAGACGACUCUCCCGUCUGAGUGCUGAACAGGCCUUUGUCUACGCUACUGGGCUGCGCAAGACUCGUGAAAGUGCUUCAAUUCUGAAAUAAAUACACAU
This is a messenger RNA of Ixodes scapularis (black-legged tick), 627 nucleotides long. RefSeq names its product boophilin-G2. The record is from RefSeq and is a predicted model, not a curated record. The transcript is spliced from 4 exons. The coding region runs from base 1 to 555 and encodes 184 amino acids. NCBI's taxonomy places the organism in Eukaryota, Metazoa, Arthropoda, Arachnida, Ixodida, Ixodidae. Gene Ontology annotation, molecular function: serine-type endopeptidase inhibitor activity.